This is a messenger RNA of Sodiomyces alkalinus F11, 831 nucleotides long. RefSeq lists its product as hypothetical. Bases 1 to 831 code for a protein of 276 amino acids. The transcript is spliced from 5 exons. Lineage: Eukaryota; Fungi; Ascomycota; Sordariomycetes; Glomerellales; Plectosphaerellaceae. The record is from RefSeq and is a predicted model, not a curated record.
AUGUCGGAGGUCCAAAACUCCUCGUGCGACGAGGUACGGAGUCUUGAAUUGAAGGGUCUCCCCAAACCCAAGAGCAUCCCCACUCGGGACUCGGGUGCGUGGUACUUGCCCAGCUUUCAAUUCCAGCAACAACCCACACACACGAUCGAACCCGAUUCGACUUCACAUCGAAGGCCUCGCAAGAGGAACGUGAGGAUCGUGAAGAACGUCAACCAGACCGUUCUCAUAGUCGACUCUAGGGCCGCAUUAGCCGUUUCCUGUAUGUACUUCGUCAUUUCUACACAGAGCACAGAGACUUUUCCAACCCUCCAACCCUCCAAGACCCCUGUCAUCAGACUUCCCCUUCUCGCCCUGUUUUCUCUCGAACAUCCCCGUUUCCCUACGUCAAAUCCGUCCAAGGUCGUCUCGCCGUCUCGCCGUCUCGCCGUCUCUCUCUAUGUCUACAAGGGCAUUCUCUCCUACUGCAUUCGAUCUCUCUUGUUCACCUUCUACCACCCGACCUUGAUUCUUGAACCUGCAGUUACGUGUGUUCCGAUCUCCCGGAACUCGUCCAUUCGCCAAACUCCGAUCCUCAAACAUUUCUCUGCCGCUUACCGCCUCGCCACAAAACAUGGGCACAUGCUAAAACAUAGUCGAUUCAUGCGAACAGAAUUACCUCGCUACAACUCUUCGUCUUCACAUCCGAAGACGCCCAAGACUCCACGCCGCCUGUAUUUGCAUCUAUUGCACCCAUCUUCCCUCGCAUUCGAUCAUCCUAUUACACUGCACUCAAUCAUGCGACCUGCCUUGACAAACCCACUCGCUUACCCCGGCCGCCACCCGCAACCUUAA